Triticum urartu is the source of this 2017-nucleotide messenger RNA. RefSeq lists its product as uncharacterized. The record is from RefSeq and is a predicted model, not a curated record. NCBI's taxonomy places the organism in Eukaryota, Viridiplantae, Streptophyta, Magnoliopsida, Poales, Poaceae.
UGAACAUUUCAUUAAUACUAUUGAACACUUUUGUGACAUGCAACGAACGCUGUAUUUUAUAAUAUAAACAAAAUAAUGUAACUAAAGAAUAAAAAAGUAUAGGAAAUAAAAUAUUAACAGAAACCCAAAAAAAUAAAGAGAAAAAGGAAAAGAAAAAAGAAAGCCAGGCCCGCCACGACGGGCCUGUUGCGCGGCCCGCCAGCAUGGCCCACCUGGCAUGCAGGCCGCUAGGGCGGCAGUAGAACUAAAGCGACGCGGCGUCGCCCGUUCCCCUCCCCCCGCCGCAUUCUACCUAUCCUCUCGUCUCGCUCACUCUCUCAUCUCCUAUCGUCUCUCACUCACACAAACCCUCUUGCCCUUUCCCCUCCCCCCGCCGCAUCGCCGCCCGCGUCGACGAGCAGGAAGCCCAACUCUCCCCUCCGCCGGCCACCACAUCGGUCUCCUACAUCCACUGACCUUGGGGCUGCCUGCUGUGGGCUGCGCGACCGAGCGGGACGGACGGGGCGCGCUUCCUGGAGCACCUGCGGGUGAUGGAUGCGGUCCCGCUCCGGUCGGAUCCGCGGCGGCGCUACUCUCCCGCGAUGUCGCAGCUGGAUCCGCAACGACGCGUCACUACCUGCAAUGACACAACUCCGGUAAGCCACUACCCAUGCCUGGCAAAUCCAUUCAACGCGGGCUGCUCAGAUCCGCCCCUCCUCGUCUUCUUAGCCACUGAAUUCCUUAUCUGUUCUCUCUGUGCCGCCGCGCCAUGAGAAAACCUCACAUGGACGGCGAGGGCAACGAUUGCUGGGGGAGGGGAAAACAUCACAAGAAAAGCAUGCAGAAAGGAGGAGGAGACCAGUAGCUAGCUAGCUUCCUCCCCUGCAUCGGAAGCCAAAUGUUUUGCCUCGCCUAGUCCAAUCCAGGGAGGGGGCAGAUCAUAUACGCUGUCAUGGAUUUGGAUCUCAACUGCGCGCCGCCGUCGCCAGAGCCCGCGCCCCAGGACCACCGCCUCGGCCACGCAAUGCUCCGCCAAGAACACGCCUACCGCCACCAGGUCGAGGAACUGCAUAGGCUGUAUUGGGCGCAGAGGAAUCUCAGGCCUGAUGUGCCCUUCUGGGAGCAAUCCCAUGAUGUCCUCUAUCCCACCCAUUCCAUGCCCAUGGCUACUUCCUCCCAAUCCGACAUGAUUGAUCCGGAUCUGCUGGGUGCUUCUUCUCAUGAGCUACGAGGCAAGCAGGCCAUUUGGUGUGGCAACGGGGUUGCAAGAAAAUUUGGUGCUGAGGGCUCAGUCAGGAGAAAACCUGAUGAUGGUGGUGUACAGGGGAGGUCUGGUUACCGCCGUAUGAUCGAUAUGGAGAAACCAGCGACAUCAGAGGACGACGAUGAUGAUGUGGAAAUCUUGUCUCCUGCUCGGAUCAGUGACUAUGCCAAGCGCAAUGCUGGGUUUGCGGAUAAUUCUCAGUGUUAUCCAAGGGAGAAUGCUGCCCAUGUUCGUUUUGGUGAGUUCAAGAGCAUUCCUCCCUGCCCUGCCCUGCCUAGUUAUGUUCAUAUAACUAUCAUUGUCUACUUUGGUAGAGUAAAACUGUUUGUCAAGCAAAACUAAGAAAUGUAGAGCCUAAUGCCUUCCUAAUAAUGAGUUCUUCUGAUAGAAUCGUCCUUGAUAUUACAACUCACAUUGUUCUUAUAAAAUGAAUCUGUGAGUAAUGAAUCUUGAUUUAUACAUGUAGGCUGCAGUUAUGUACUUUGGGUUCAAACUUGUGUCCUGCAAGGUUGCAUUGUCAAUAAUGUUCACACCAUGCCAUUGUAUUGUAGGAUAAACUUUUCUCCAUUCUUUCUAUACAUUCCCAACCUUUUAAGUUUCAUAGUAAAAGAACAGGAUGGCCGGAAAAUUCUAUGUAACACUUACGUAAUUGUGUGUUAUGCUAGCUCCAGUUUUUACAGUAUAGCUUUUACGUAUAGCUGUAAUUUGUGCCUGCAAGCUUGAAUCUUCUAGUCUUGUUGUGCUGAAACAUCAAUUUAGCCUAUUAUUUGUGCC